Messenger RNA from Aspergillus calidoustus, 1503 nucleotides. The record is from the annotation of a GenBank genome assembly. NCBI's taxonomy places the organism in Eukaryota, Fungi, Ascomycota, Eurotiomycetes, Eurotiales, Aspergillaceae.
AUGGCCUCGGCAACCGAAACAACCCCCCUCCUUCACUCCAAAAAGAAGCCCUACUCUAUCUUCACGCCUAGACAGAAACGCCUGAUUAUCCUAACGUCUGCAAUUGCAUCUAGUUUCUCGCCACUCUCCGCAAACAUCUACUACCCUGCCCUCAAUGCGCUUGCGGCAGACCUGCACGUUUCCUCCGCGCAUAUCAAUCUUACAAUCACGACUUACAUGAUGACUCAAGCCCUCUCCCCAACUUUUACAACGUCUUUCGCAGACACGUCCGGCCGGCGCCCCGCCUACGUCCUCUGUUUCACCAUCUACAUAGCGGCCAACAUCCGUCUCGCAUUGCAACACAGCUAUCCCGCCCUCCUAAUCUUACGCGCACUGCAAAGCACAGGAAUAUCCGGUACAGUGGCCCUCGCCUCCGCCGUUGCGGCAGAUAUCAUCACACCCGCUGAGCGCGGCGUCUACCUGGGAUUCACCUCGAUGGGAAAUAUCCUUGCACCGGCCUUAGGACCAGUCCUCGGCGGAGUGAUCUGCGAGUAUGCAGGAUGGAGAGGAGUCUUUUUGUUCCUGGCUGUCUCCGCCGCGGUAGUCGGCGUCGGGAUGGGAAUGCGGUUUCCAGAGACAUGCCGACGGGUUGUUGGGAACGGAUCUGGAUCUUGUGCAUCCUCUUCCCCUUCAUUCGGCGAUUCCGAGAAGACAAGAACCACAUUUGACCCCCUCUCGUCCCUGCGUAUCCUCUUCCACCGACCCACCGCCCUCCUCCUCCUCUCGAACGCCCUCGUCUUCGCAAGUUACUAUGCCGUAAUGGCAGGGAUACCCUCGCUCUUCAAGGAGAUGUACGGCCUCUCUGAGCUGGGUAUCGGGCUCGUGUUUAUCCCCGCGGGGCUAGGAUCUCUCGCCUCCUCUAUGCUGAACGGGGUGCUCGUUGACUGGAAUUACCGACGAGUGCGGAGCCAUUUCGAACGAAUCCGUGGAGAAGGAGAUUUGCUUGGUGGCGAGGAAAGUCUGAAGCCGGAGAUGGAGGUAGGUAUAGACGAAGAAACGGCAUUUCCCAUCGAACGGGCCAGAUUACAGAUUGGAGGGCCCAUGACUUUUCUCUGCACCAUCCCCCUUCUGCUCUACGCCAUCCUCCUCCCCAAAACUCCACCACUCUCUAUCUGCCUCGUCCUCAUCUUCCUAAUCGCAUUUACAAUAACCACCUCCUACAACGUGAUGAAUAUCUUCCUGGUGGACCUGUACUACAGGACGCCAGCCUCUGCGAUGGCGACGAAUAACCUCGUGCGAUGCCUUUUUGGAGCGGCCAGCACGGCACUCGUUGAACCUUGCAUUCACCGGUUUGGUGUGAAAGCGACAUAUGCGGUUGCUGCUGGGGUGGUGAGUUUAGUUUGUUGUCCGUUGCUUGGGACUGUUUAUGUUGUUGGGGCGCGGUGGAGGGUUGAGCGGGAAAAGAGGAGGGAGCGGAAGUGGUUGAAAGAUGGGAUGGAGGGGAAGGGCAAGAGGGCUGAAUAG